Giardia duodenalis is the source of this 3735-nucleotide messenger RNA. Its product is annotated as Glucoamylase S1/S2. Bases 1 to 3735 code for a protein of 1244 amino acids. The record is from RefSeq and is a predicted model, not a curated record. The transcript has a single exon. Lineage: Eukaryota; Fornicata; Diplomonadida; Hexamitidae.
AUGGAUGAUCUGUUUGAUUUUCAAAACGGCUUCUCCUUUGGGAGCCUCGAUGGCUUGGGUGGUUCUGCAGGCAACGGUGGAGACGAGAAGAAUGGAGAUAAAGCUCCAGAUUCCAUUGAUGAGUAUAAUUUAGACAAUUUUAACAUCGACAACUUUUUGGAAGAUACUCCAGGUUCAGUACCUGCUAAGGAAGAGGCUCAGAAGAAAUCACAGCCGGUGAUAAAAGCACAGGAAAAAGACCCAUUUGCUGGGGCUAGCGAUCUGUUUGAUUUUGGGUCGGACGAAAAACCAGCCUCAACACAGAAGGACACCCAGCAGACAGCCUCUUUCGGGGCAGGAAAAGAAGAUGAUAUCGUGUGGGGAGAUUUUUAUCAAGAAGAUAGUCCUCGUAAAUCCCCCGGUAUCACGCAAGUAGAGCCAAGAAAGGAUUCUCCUGUCAAAAACGGGACAGGGAAGGUAACUGUUUCUAAUUCUGCACACUUACCUUCCACUGCUGAGCAGCAUAAUGGUACAUCUAUUGAUAAAUUCGAUGACGAUUUUGGAGACGACUUUGGAAAUGAUUUUGAACCGAAUGCUCUAACUGUGCCAGAAGCCAAUCAUUUAUCGACUGACGUCUCUGAGCCGCGUGCUAUAACUCCCAAUCCAGAGCCAGAGCAGCUGAGUUCUUCUAUGCAUAGUCCCCCAAAGGAAACAUUAAAGCAACUUCCACAAGCACACACUGAUGCAGUGACAGAUGCGUGGCCUAAAACUGUAAGGAGUACUGGGAGCGUCAUUGGAAAGGUCACAGGUUCUCAGUUCGUUAAGGCGCGGCAGCCCUCUCUUCCCUUCUAUGAGGACACUUCUGAUGAGGCUGUCCCGGUAAAGAACCCCGAAAAUCCAUUUACAGUUGCACAAAAGCCAAUCUAUUACUCUCCGCCUAAAUCAGAGCUAACGACGACUACAGACGAGACCAGUGCAUUGACAACAGAUGCAUCUAGCCAUAUACAAGCACCGGCAACAACUCACGUUACUGCCAUUCCAGCGUCUAAGCAAGCCCCUUUACCUCCUCGAUCCAGAAGUACGUCUCCAACUCACUCCGACACCUUAAAGCGACUUCAAGACCAAAUGAACGUUAUCCUGCACGAGCUUAAGGGUCUCACUGUUGGCCCGGAUAUGACCCAGCUCACAUCUGCUCUGACUUCUGAAAUUAUAAAGCAUCUACCGAAGGAGACACAACAGGGACAUUCCAACAGUUUGCAGGCAUCGGAUAUUCAAUCACUGAUUCAAAAUGCACUUGAUCAGACCAAAGAAUCUGCAUCAAGCCUUGUAGACCCGACUCCAGCACUUCACGGAAUAGAACAUAACAUGCGCCGUUUGGAGGAGUCCAUCGCAACUAAGCUUCAAAGCAAGUUUGCAGAUGAUUCUUGUAAGGAGGGUAAGAUACUUGAUACAAUUAAACGAUUGGAGCUUCAAAUGAGUGGGAUACAAUCAGAAGUUUCCUCAUUGGCUGUUAAGGCACAGCAUUAUAAGCAGGUGCACGUGAAUGAUCCGAAUGUCCUGGCCCUAAAUGCAGCAAUCAACCUCGCCGAGGAGCGUGCGAAGCGCGCAGAAGAUAGGUACAAUGAGUCUAUUCAAAAAGUCAGCGACCUUACAGCAGAAGCCAAAAGAGCUAUGGAAGAAGCAGAAAGGGCAAAGAUAGAAGCCAACACUGCGUUAACAUCAGCUAACCUUAGGGAGGCGAAAGCGAGAGAUCUUGAAGAGGAGCUGAAUAGACUUAUGGAAUCACUACACACCAGGGAGCGCAAUAUUAUUGCCAGAGAGAGUGAGCUCAGAAAGAAGGAGGCCAAUCUUCGUGAGCGUAAUAUUCAGCUGGAGACAGAGAUGCUCAAGUUAACUACUCAGAAAGCAGAGCUGGAGGAACUUAAGGCAAAAGCAGAUGCGUCCCGUCAGCUAUCUAUUUUAGAAAGGAACCAGUUGAUUAAAGAGCAGGAAGAGCUUAUUAAUAACAACAUACUUCCAAAUCCGGCACCAGUCCCCUUAUACACAGACCUUCCAUAUAGACAAUACCCCUCUGUUACCACAUCACCUCAUAAUGGUGGCAAUGCCUUAUCCAUGUCUGCAAUCGCAGCAGAGCCUCAAAAGCGUAGUAAAAGUGCAGCAAGAGAGGACCUUGAACGUGCAGUCAGCAAAGCCGAUAAGGCGCUUAAGACUUCUCGCAUACUGAGCACCUCUCAGAUGCUUGGAAAUCAAAAAGCAGAACCUUUUCUUGUUGAUACAACUGCACAUUCCUCGUUAGCUGCCUUAGAAUACGAUCUUCGCUCCACAGACCCCAAGCGAGAGGCGUUGCGUGUGGCCCGGAAAUUUUUACAGGAAAAGGCACUAGCCAAGAGCAUGACAGAUACCCGGCCACCGAAGCCUCAGCCUCUGGUUGAUACAGCUUCUUUGGCACAGAGCCUGAGCCUUAACAGUAGCAACGGAGCUAUGAACUUAACAGCAAUGCCUACUCGACCACACGCACCUCCCUAUGUCAUUUCUUCUGGCUCAGAGAAGAGCAACUCUAUGGCCAGCUCGCUUCCAAGCAGCCGUACAUCAUAUGUCGAACCCCCCAUAUUUUCUGCAGCCACUGCGACUGCAUCAAUGAGUCAAUACCCCUCACAGUUCUCGACACAGCGACCUUCGCUUCCAUAUUCUAGCAGGCCAACAUCCCGGACAAGCGAUAACAUAGUGGCGCAAAUCGCUGCAAUUAAUCGACCGUUUACACCAAUUACGUUCGAUCAAUCGCAGUACACACCGGCAGAGGUUAUCCGAAAAGCAUCUUUGGCUACCGUUACCCCAAUAGUAGAGGCUCAGAAUAGCUUUGCCACACGAACCACAAGCAAGCCCAGUAGCUUUGAUAUUUCUUCAGGGAGUGCUCCACUUGGGCCCUUGACAUCAGAAACGUCUAAGUCUACCGACAUUCCCGUUAUGACGGCAGUUUCACAACUUAUUCAUCGCCAACCCUCAGCUCAACCCCCUUCUAACUCUACGUCAACUGAGAUUGCUGUUCUCUACGAUCAGUCAUCUGUUCCAAUAGCCACAACUAAAGGAGAAAAUCUGGAUGUACGGGAGUCCGCAUCUAUUGUCACAGCAGUUCAAAACUUGCCGUCUGCCUCCACCAGCGCAGUAGAUCCAGAAGCGUCUAGCUCUCGUAGUGGUAAUGAGACAAGCACUCAUUUUGGAACACAGCAGCAAAAGCAGCCUGAUCACGCAAUGGGCUCAACUGCUGUUCAGCUCCAGCCGCCAACUCAAGACUUGGCCACAGAACCGUCUAUGAGUGCGUCCGCUCCAAUCCCCUACCCGACAAAUCGAGAAAACCCAAUGCUUGCCGUUCAGUCUUCGAAGAGCGACCCGUCAACCUCGGGAAGCAUAUCUGCAGUGACGACAUACAAGAAACAAUCAGCAGGAGAGCAGGAAGUUGGCCACCCAGAGCUGAAUUUCAGUUAUCCCUACCAAGCACAGGUGGAGCCAUAUGCAUUUCUGCCUCAGGUAUCUGCAUCUCAACCAGGGCUUCUAGAUGCGCUGUCAGAAUCAAAUCAAAACCGCUAUUCAACCUCCAGGUUUACUGCCCAGAACGAGUUCUAUGAGUUCAGUCCCCAGAUAAGUACCAGUGACUUGGGCUAUCCAGCACAUAAUCCCUUUGCAGACAUUAAAUAUGACCUCGGCCUGUCAAACUUCAACAGCAACGAGCAUUCUACAAGCCCAAUGUUUCCAUUCUAG